Babesia bigemina is the source of this 2529-nucleotide messenger RNA. RefSeq lists its product as hypothetical. Lineage: Eukaryota; Apicomplexa; Aconoidasida; Piroplasmida; Babesiidae. The record is from RefSeq and is a predicted model, not a curated record. The coding region runs from base 1 to 2529 and encodes 842 amino acids. The transcript has a single exon.
AUGUCGGAUAUCGGAUUUUCCGGCGGGAGCCAGGACCCCUGGCAGCAGCUCUCCGGGAGGUCGUCGAAGCUGCGCGUGCCUAACCGUGCCGUGCUCACCCGCAACGUGCCCUUCGGCCGCCACAGGCCGGCGCCCGAGGUGAUUGAGCACAUGCUGGACGACCUGGAAGAGCGUAUGCGCAACUAUUUCACUCUGUACAACCGUGAGCGCGAGCUGCGCAGGCAAAGUGAGGCUACGGCGUACCGCCUUGAGCAGGAGCUGGUUGAGGAGCGCAGGAAGCUGGCCGAGGCUAACACCCAGAUCGAGCACCUGGACGGCAAGAUACGCGCGUUGGUUGGGCAGCCUCUGAAAAUCCGCUCCACCAUCGACAAGAUCGAGCUGCUGUACAACCAGUUGGACACUUUGGUGCAGGCGUUCGUUGGUAUCGGCAGUUGCGCAACCCUGCAGAGCCAGAACCGCGCGGCGUUUCUGCGGCUAUUUCUGGAGUACCUGUACCCCUGCAGGGAUCUGGACGUCAGGCUGAACACGCUUUACACCGCCAUCUACGCGUCGAUGCCCCAUGUCGGCAACGCGCUCGAUCAACAGCCCCUGCCGACGCCCGCAGCUCCGGCACCAGCCCCGAUGCCAUCGUCAACGGAGCCUGCCACGCCGUCCGCACAGCUGCGCGGGCUGUCGGUGACCGUGCACCAGCUGAUGCUCAAGAGCAGCAAGUUUACCAACGAGACCGGAUAUUACUCCUGCGCGUUCCGUUACGACAACGAGACGGCCGAGUUUGCGCUGUCGACGCCGUCUCGCGUGAUGAAGGUGACUGCUCGUCCCAUGGACAACGCGUCCGGCGUGAUCGAGGUCGACGGCUGCGUGUCCGUCCAGCAGCUGCCGCCGCGCAUCCCCAACGUGCUGCCCAUGCUGAUCCUGGACGUGUACUCCGGCAACGUGCUGCUGGGUAGCUGCCAAAUGUCGAUUGUCGACAACAGGACGCUGAACUCGCGCGAGCCGUGGCAGAUCAUGGACGCCGGCGGUAACCACUGCGGCGACCUGAUCGUCAGCGUGCGCGGCAUCCCCGACGGCGCGAAGCUGCCCGCCGUGAACUUCAUCCGCCGCACCGACGAGCUCAUGAUGAGCCAGGUGCCCCCUGCGGACGCCAACAAACCAUCGCAACUUGAACCUACGGUCCCCGACAAGGUCAGCGCCGCCGCGCCCGCCACCAACAAGGCGCCGUCGGUGUCGAAGCCCGAGGUGAAGUCUAAGCUGCCGCCAACACGCGCCACAGCUCCGCCAUCAACGCCGGCGGAUUCGCCCUUCCAGCCCAAGCAGAAGGCUGUUUUGCGCAAGCCGCUGUUCCUCAAGAGCAACAAGCCGACGCCAUUGGGCGCUCCUGCCAAAGCGGCACCAGCGUCCACGGAACCGGCGGCCGCUGCGGCCAAGUCACCCGCGCCAUCCAAGGCGGCAGCACCGUCGGACGCUGCCCCCAAAGCCACGCCUUCCAUCACCAAGGCACCGUUGUUGGGCAAAUCAUCGUUGCCACAGGCUGCUGACAGCAAGGCCAAGUCGCCCGCUCCUGAAGCUGCCGCUUCCAAGGCCCUCCCAACCAAGGCGGCGCCUAUGGUGGCCAGCAAGUCCAACGCGUCGGCAGAUUCAACGCCGCAGCCCGACACCGCCCCGGCAACGCCAAAGGUUGGCCUGAAGGCGCCCCUUGGCAAGGCUCUUUUGACUCCCAAGGUUACUUUCAAGACCCCGCUAACGACCAAGGCUGAACCUCCGUCCGUAGCCACCAAGGCUGCUACUAAAUCCUUGGCUACUCCUACCAAAGCUCCGGUUACUCCUACCAAAGCUCUGGCUACUCCUACCAAAGCUCUGGCUACUCCUACCAAAGCUCCGGUUACUCCUACUAAAGCCCCGGCUACUGCUACACCCGAGCCCGCCGAGGCUCCGGCGCCAGCUCCAGCUGCGGCUCCGAAGGCUGAGUUCGUCCCGGCCAAGAAGGCGCCUCUGUUGGCCCCCAAGGGGGUAAGCAAGGCGCCGCUGGGCAUCGCUCCGAAGACCGCACCGACUACCGAUGCCGCCACUCCGAAGACCGCACCGACUACCGAUGCCGCCGCGCCGAAGGCGAUCGUGCCAAAGGUCGCCACCAAGUCGGCACCGGCGGCGGAUACACCUGCUGCUAAGGAGCCCGCCGCUGUCACCAAGGGACCGCUGAUUGCGCCGAAGGGCAAGACGCUGGGUGUCGCGGCGAAGACUGCGUUGCCGUUGCUAGCGCCUAAGACGGCAGCGCCAGCUGUCGCUCCGAAGACAGCAGAUGGCGGAAUCUCACCCAAGAACGCCAUGAAAUCAAUCGCGCCCAAGGUUGCGCUGCCUGCGGUUACACCUAAGACAGCGCCGGCCGGGAUCACUCCGAAGGUCGCGCCGCCACCGCAGCCGGCGGGUUCCGGCGACGCUCCUGCGGGCGCAGACGAUAAGAAACCAUUGGUGCCGAUUGCGAUAAAGCCGAAAUUCCAGCUGAAGAAGCCGCUGGCUGUGAAGAAAGCCUGA